Messenger RNA from Cricetulus griseus (Chinese hamster), 2925 nucleotides. NCBI's taxonomy places the organism in Eukaryota, Metazoa, Chordata, Mammalia, Rodentia, Cricetidae. The record is from RefSeq and is a predicted model, not a curated record.
AAGAAGAGAAUUUAUCCAAAGAUUAAAACUUGAAGCAACCUUAAAUGUGCAUGAUGGCUGUGUUAAUACAAUCUGUUGGAAUGACACUGGAGAAUAUAUUUUAUCUGGCUCUGAUGACACCAAACUUGUAAUUAGUAAUCCGUACAGCAGAAAGGUUUUGACAACAAUCCGUUCAGGGCAUCGAGCAAAUAUAUUUAGUGCAAAGUUUUUGCCGUGUACAGAUGAUAAGCAGAUUGUGUCUUGCUCUGGAGAUGGAGUCAUAUUCUAUACUAAUAUCGAGCAAGAUGCAGAAACCAACAGACAGUGCCAAUUUACGUGCCAUUAUGGAACUACUUAUGAGAUUAUGACUGUACCAAAUGACCCUUACACAUUUUUGUCCUGUGGUGAAGAUGGAACCGUUAGGUGGUUUGACACACGCAUCAAAACUAGUUGCACAAAAGAAGACUGCAAAGAUGAUAUUUUAAUCAACUGCCGGCGUGCUGCCACAUCUGUGGCUAUUUGUCCCCCAGUACCAUAUUACCUUGCUGUGGGUUGUUCUGAUAGCUCAGUACGGAUUUAUGACCGACGGAUGCUGGGCACAAGAGCUACAGGGAAUUAUGCAGGUCGAGGAACUACUGGAAUGGUUGCUCGCUUUAUCCCUUCUCAUCUUAGUAAUAAAUCCUGCAGAGUGACGUCUCUGUGUUACAGUGAAGAUGGCCAAGAGAUUCUUGUUAGUUAUUCUUCAGAUUACAUCUAUCUUUUUGACCCCAAAGACGAUACAGCACGAGAACUUAAAACUCCUUCUGCGGAGGAAAGGCGAGAAGAGUUACGACAGCCUCCAGUUAAGCGCUUGAGACUUCGUGGUGAUUGGUCAGAUACUGGUCCCAGAGCAAGGCCGGAGAGUGAACGAGAACGAGAUGGAGAGCAAAGUCCCAACGUGUCAUUGAUGCAGAGAAUGUCUGAUAUGUUAUCAAGGUGGUUUGAAGAAGCAAGCGAAGUUGCACAAAGCAAUAGAGGAAGGGGAAGACCUCGACCAAGAGGUGCAACAAAUCAGUCAGAUGUUUCAACUCUUCCUACGGUUCCAUCAAGUCCUAAUUUGGAAGUUGGUGAAACUGCAAUGGAUGUAGAUGCACCAGCUGAGCAACUGCUUCAACCUUCUACAUCCUGUACAGUGUCUGUUCAGGCUCAGGCAACAGCAUCUGCCAUAGAAAGCCCUGGUUGUACUUCUGUGCUGUCUUCUCCAGACAGUGAACCAAGGCAGUCUGUUGAAGCGUCUGGACACCAUGCACACCAUCAGUCCGAUUCUCCUUCUUCUGUGGUUAACAAACAGCUCGGAUCCAUGUCACUUGAUGAGCAACAGGAUAACAAUAAUGAAAGGCUGAGCCCCAAACCAGGGACAGGUGAACCAGUUUUAAGUUUGCACUACAGCACAGAAGGAACAACUACAAGCACAAUAAAACUGAACUUUACAGAUGAAUGGAGCAAUACUGCCUCAAGUUCCAGAGGAAAUGGGAGCCAUUGCAAAUCUGAGGGUCAGGAGGACCCCUUGGCUCCACAGAGCUCUAUGCAAGCACCUGAAGGAGACAGCGAAACAAGAGCUCCUGAAGAACUAUCAGAAAAAGGAACAUUUUCAGAAAACCUCACUCAAAACCAGAUAGAUAUAGCACAAUCUGAUACCUUCCCCACUGAGCCAUUGGAUCCUAACUCAGGAGAAAGGAGUAAUCCAAGUCUUGAUAGCCCUUGUGGGGUUCCAGAAGAAGGCACAUUGCCCGAAACAGGCAAGGAGGUUUCCGAGCCAACUAGCACUGGGGACGCUACAAGUCAUGCUAGCACCAAUCCUGAACUCCCAUCCCAGACAGAAGCCAUUGGGCCUUCAGCUCACGAAGACACAUCAACCAGGGACUCUGCUCUCCAGGACACAGAUGACAGUGAUGAUGACCCAGUCCUGAUCCCCGGUGCAAGAUAUCGGGCAGGACCUGGUGAUAGACGCUCUGCUGUUGCCCGCAUUCAGGAGUUCUUCAGGAGGAGAAAAGAAAGGAAAGAAAUGGAAGAAUUGGAUACUUUGAACAUUAGAAGGCCACUAGUAAAGAUGGUUUAUAAGGGUCAUCGCAACUCCCGGACAAUGAUAAAAGAAGCCAAUUUCUGGGGUGCUAACUUUGUAAUGAGUGGUUCUGACUGUGGCCAUAUCUUCAUUUGGGAUCGGCACACUGCUGAGCACCUGAUGCUCCUGGAAGCUGAUAAUCACGUGGUCAACUGCCUGCAGCCUCAUCCAUUCGACCCAAUUCUAGCCUCAUCUGGCAUAGAUUACGACAUAAAGAUCUGGUCGCCAUUGGAAGAGUCAAGGAUUUUUAAUCGAAAACUUGCUGAUGAAGUUAUAACUCGAAAUGAACUCAUGCUGGAAGAGACUCGAAACACCAUUACUGUCCCAGCAUCUUUCAUGUUAAGAAUGUUGGCAUCACUAAAUCAUAUCCGAGCUGACCGUUUGGAGGGUGACAGAUCUGAAGGUUCAGGUCAGGAGAAUGAAAAUGAGGAUGAAGAAUAAAUGACUCUUUGCAAGCACUUAGAUGUUCUGAAAUUUGUAUACGACAUUUAUUAUAUUUUUUUUUUCUUUACAGAACUUUAGUGCAAUUUAAGGCUAUGGUUUUUUUGGAGUUCUUCCCCAUUUUUUGGGAUAACCAAACAUUGGUUUGGAAUGAGUGUGUGCAUGAGUUGGGAGAGUGUGUAAAACAAAACAAGCAAAAUGUUUUUGAAACUUUUUGCCGUGUAUGGAGUGCUCGAAAAUGCCAAGUGCAAUACUUCCCUAACCCUCAGAUGUGAGAGCUUGGAUCAAUGUUGAAAAGUCAUUUUCAUUGUAGUGAAAAUGUUGGUUCAAAUAAAUUUCUACACUUGCCAUGUGCAUGUUUGUUGCUUUCUAAUUAAAGAAGUUGGUUGUUUUAAGAUCCUAAA